Molecule: messenger RNA, 1604 nt
Organism: Perca fluviatilis (European perch)
Lineage: Eukaryota; Metazoa; Chordata; Actinopteri; Perciformes; Percidae
Gene: bacc1
Product: chromosome 16 C17orf49 homolog
Exons: 6
Coding region: 324-935 (203 amino acids)
Cellular component (GO): MLL1 complex; NURF complex
Source: RefSeq, a predicted model, not a curated record
CGUUCAACUUCCAAAGUCGCGCAACAUUCCCCUUUUAUUCCGUCUGCCUUUUGUUGUACGAUAUUUAUAUUGUUUUCUUCUGAAUAUGUGAAAUAUAUAAAUUACUCCGAAUUGAUUCCAAUCAAUCUAAAUCGGAUGUGUUCUUCCAAAAGCUUCGUGUUUUAGAAAAUCGUGCCCAGGUCUCUAUGGAAGCGCGCUAACGAUAGCGAGCUAGCUAACGUUACAGAAGCUAACUUUAGCUAGCAGCUAGCUCUGUACUUUUCGUGUGAUUGUUUUGAAGGAAGAACACGUUUUAAGAAAAGAGAUUCAACUCCUUCGCAAACAUGACGUCUGCCUCCGCUAAGGUCGGAGAGAUCUUCUCUGCAGCAGGAGCUGCCUUCACCAAGCUGGGAGAGUUAACCAUGCAGCUGCACCCGGUAUCAGACUCCAGCCCUGCAGGAGCCAAAUGGACGGAGACGGAGAUCGAGAUGCUGCGCUUGGCCGUGCGUCGCUUCGGAGACGACCUCAACAACAUCAGCACCGUGAUCAAAGAGCGCACUGUAGCUCAGAUAAAGAGCACGGUGAAGAGGAAGCUGUACGAGGACAGCCGCGUGCCCAUUUCCUCCGAAUCGCCGAAGAAGACCGUGAAGAAGACCGCCAUGACGACGGCUCCGGCGCUCGCCGCGCCCGCCAUGAUCGCCGUGCCGACCUCGCAGGUUGUCGUGGCGACGGGCAUGCAGAACAGCCCCUCUCUGGCCCCGCCCCUCAAGAAACAGAAGACGGCAGACGUGACUCUGAGCGCGCUCAACGACUCUGACGUGAACAGCGACCUCGUGGACAUCGAAGGACUCGGAGACGGAUCGUCCAACAAGAAGCUCAACUUUGACCAAGAGAGCCUGAACCUGGACUCCAGCCUCAUCAUGAACUCCAGUGACCUCCCGCUGCUGUCCCGCUGACCUCUGACCUCUGACCUCACCUCUCAGCAGCAGACACCAACCAACCUUCUUUUUUUUUUUUUUAUUUCAUUUCCCUAAAGGCUCCGCUCUGCUGUUUACCUGACGCUCAUCUCUCCACAUUUUAGAUCAACACACACACACACACACACACACAUCUCUCUGCUUUGUGUUCAUUUUUUUGUCUUUUUUUUUUUUUAAAGUUUAGGGUGAAAAAAAAAAAAACUCAAAAUGUUUUCAAAAAAAAUGAGAAAUAAUCCAGCGCCACCCAAGUGGAAAUCAGUUCAUUUUUCUCCUUCAUCUUUCAAAGAAGGGCCGGUAAACUUUGUGUCCUCUAUUUAGGUAUUUGACUUUUUUUUUUUUUUUUUUCGUGCAGCACAAUUAUGUUUUCAGUUCAGUUUUCUGUUUGAAACAAAAAACAAAAAAAAAAUCAGUUUCUAAAAAAAAAGGUUUUAAGGAAGCAGAAGCGCGGUCCUGUGCUGUUAUCAUGAAGAAGCUACCGAUCGGUGUUGAGGAGAGCUUUAAUAUGAAGAACUCCUGCUGUGCGAUUGGUCCUUUUGAAGCCCUCCAUCUGGAGUCCCGUUGCCAGGGGUUACGUAUCGUCACCUUCCUAAAAAAAAAAUAAUGGCCUAAGUCGUGUUUCUUUUGGCAGAAGAGCCAGUGGAGAUGAUC